GUCCCGGAACCGUAGUUUCCACUCCCAGUUUGUGCAUCAGGGAAUCAGAGUUGAAACAGAGUUUCUACAGCAGGAGGCAUUCAGUAGUUUGAUUCUGUUAAAAUGGGACUAAAUUUGAUGGAAGUUUGGAUACCAGUUUUACUUCUAGUUUCCUCAGCUACAAGCUCUAACAUUUGCACUUCCAGAGGAGUGAGUAGCUGUAAAGAAUGUCUGUCGAUCCAUCCAACCUGUGCCUGGUGCACUCAGGAGAUCUUCGGAAAGGGAGGGUCAAGUUUGUCCCGGUGUGAUGUCAAAGACAGUCUCAUUCAGUCUGGUUGUGGCGUAAGGUUUAUUGAGUUUCCAGUUAGCAGCAUGAGGAUCCUAGAGGAUGUACCGCUGAGUAACAAGGCAGGGGUUUCAGCCAGCGACAUCACUCAGAUCCAACCACAAAAAAUCCACCUGACCCUCAGGCCAGACGAUUCAAAGCAAUUCACCGUCAAAGUGAAGCAAGUAUCUGAUUACCCAGUUGACCUGUAUUACCUGAUGGACAUGACCAACACCAUGAAGGACGACCUGCAGAAGCUUUAUGCCCUUGGCAAUGAUCUGGCCAGUGCCUUGCGUGUUGUCACCAGUAAUCUACAAAUGGGAUUUGGAGCUUUUGUAGACAAAACGCUCUCACCUUAUAUGUACAUGUACUCUGAAGAAGUCAUCAAGAACCCUUGCCAUAAGUCUAUUGAACCCUGCCCACCGCAAUUCGGCUAUCGUAAUGUACUGUCUCUGACGGAGCAGGUAGAGCGGUUCACGGAGGAAGUGAAGAAACAGAAAGUGUCCAGAAACAGAGAUGCCCCUGAGGGCGGAUUUGAUGCUAUCAUACAAGCAGUAGUAUGCAAGGAAAAGAUUGGAUGGAGGCCUGAUGCAUCUCAUUUGCUGAUCUUCACAAGUGAUGACAGAAGUCAUUUGGCUUUGGAUGCCAAGCUGGCUGGAAUCGUCCAGCCCCAUGAUGGAGAGUGCUAUAUCAAUGACAACAAUGAAUAUGACAAGUCCACUAUACUGGACUAUCCCUCACUUGGCAUGAUCACGGACAAGAUAUCUGAGAAUAACAUCAACCUCAUCUUUGCUGUAACCAGCACUAUGGUGCCAUUAUAUCGUAAUUACAGUGAGCUGAUUCCUGGUUCUGCAGUUGGAACGCUCACUAAAGACUCUGGAAAUGUUGUGCAACUCAUUCUGGAUGCAUAUGCAAAGAUCAGGUCUAAGGUUGAGCUGGAGCUGUUGGGUGUGCCGGAUGAGUUAUCUCUGUUCAUCAACGCAACAUGCAUGGGUGGAGAGGUCAUUGCAGGUGUCCGGUCCUGCGACGGACUCAAAAUCGGAGAUAUGGUUUCAUUUAACAUUGAGGCGAAACUUCACGGCUGUCCCAAAGAAAAGAGUCGGACCUUCAUCGUGAAGCCAAUGGGCUUUAAAGACAGCCUUCAUGUCACUGUGGACUUUGCCUGUGAAUGUAGCUGUCAGCAGUCCUCCAAGCCCGCCAGCCCGUCCUGUCACUACGGCAAUGGAACCCUGGAGUGCGGCGUGUGCCUGUGCGAUCCGGGCCGACUGGGCUCUCGAUGCGAGUGCUCCGAGGGCGAAUAUAAACCCAGCCAACAAGGCAGCUGCAGCCCCAACCCAGAAACCCCGGCCUGUAGCGGACGCGGAGACUGUGUGUGCGGCCAAUGUGCCUGUCGCUCGAGUGAAUUUGGGAAGGUUUGGGGGCCGUACUGUGAAUGUGACGACUUCAGCUGCCUCCGUUCCAAAGGACUGAUGUGCUCAGGUAAUGGUGAGUGCAACUGCGGGUCCUGUCACUGUAGUCCGGGAUGGUCUGGCGAGAGCUGUGACUGUUCGACCCGCACAGACACAUGUAUGGGGAGUGGAGGAAUGCUCUGUAGUGGGCGUGGACACUGUGUGUGUGGUGUCUGUGAGUGCACUCAGCCAGGAGCUUAUGGAUCAACCUGUGAGAAGUGCCCCACCUGCCCAGAUGCCUGCACCAUCAAAAAGGAGUGUGUGGAGUGUAAACACUAUAAGAGAGGGGAUCUAUUUGAGAAGAACUGCAAUCACGUCUGCAGAGAUGAGAUUGUGCCGGUGGAUGAGCUGGUCUUUCGCGAGAAGAACGCAGUGAACUGCAGCUACAAGGAUGAGGAUGACUGUGUUCAGAACUUCCAGUAUUAUGAAGAUGCCAGUGGAAAAUCCUUUCUCUAUCUUGUUAAAGAAGCAGAGUGUCCGAAGGGUCCUGACAUCUUGGUGGUUGCUCUAUCGGUUGCUGGUGCGGUCCUGCUGCUGGGUUUGGCUGCGCUUUUGGUGUGGAAGCUCCUGAUCACCAUUCACGACCGUCAUGAAUUUGCCAAGUUUGAGGAAGAGAAAGCCAAGGCUAAGUGGGAAGCGGCUAAUAAUCCGCUCUACAAAGGAGCCACCAGCACCUUCCAAAAUGUGGCGUAUCGUGGCAGUUAAGAAGGAAACCACAUCUGCUUCUGUCAAGAACAACCACUGAUCAUCUCUACAACAUGUCUCAGCCAGGAAUACGCUUUAAUCUUAAAUAACUUUAAUCUUAUAUGAAUGUGUAUAGAACAGGAUCAAUUAGCUACAGUUUGAACAUGGUCAGUGCAACAGCAAUUACAAUUUUUAAUAAUUCAA
Rhinichthys klamathensis goyatoka is the source of this 2640-nucleotide messenger RNA. It is a transcript of the gene itgb3a, whose product is annotated as integrin beta 3a. The coding region runs from base 103 to 2457 and encodes 784 amino acids. The transcript is spliced from 15 exons. Gene Ontology annotation, cellular component: focal adhesion; cell surface; integrin complex. Gene Ontology annotation, molecular function: fibronectin binding; fibrinogen binding; integrin binding. Lineage: Eukaryota; Metazoa; Chordata; Actinopteri; Cypriniformes; Leuciscidae. The record is from RefSeq and is a predicted model, not a curated record. Gene Ontology annotation, biological process: cell migration; cell-matrix adhesion; integrin-mediated signaling pathway.